UUGCCCCCCACUCGCUCGGCCUGACAACGUCGUUUCGACACAACGUGACACGGCCUCCAACAGCACCUUGUCCAACACGUACACCGAUUGCAAGAUUCAUCCCGUUGCCGCAUCGUGACCUUGACGUGACCCAAAUUGCUCGGCAGGAUGCUGUUCGUCGUGCAAUGCAAUAUGCCUGGUCAAACUACGAGACGCACGCGUUCGGGGCGGAUGAAAUUGCUCCAGUGUCUGGGGAAAGGCGAGAGAACGUCUGGGGUGGCAUCGGCGUGACGCUAGUCGACUCACUUGACACUCUGUACCUGAUGGACAUGCAUGACGAAUUCCAGCGAGCCCGCGACUGGGUGGCCCUCUCGAUGGACUUUUCACAUUUGGGACAGGAUGGAAAUACCCUCAGCGUCUUCGAAAUCGUCAUUCGGCAGCUCGGUGGCCUCCUCAGCGCGUACGAUCUGUCACAAGACGACGUGUUCAAGCACCGCGCGGUCGAGCUGGCGGACUUGCUCCUACCUGCGUUCUCGAACGGGGUCUUUUAUACGCAUUUCAACAUGCACACCAAGGACACGUACCUUCCCCAUCACGGAGGAAAGCUGCGGGGGCUCCUGGCCGACUUUGGCACAUUGCAGCUCGAGAUGCGGUACCUCAGUGACAUCACUGGCAACGGCGUUUACAGACAAAUGGGCGAGGCGUUCUACACCGCUGUGCAAAGAGAAGGUUCGUACAAGAACACGGGGCUAUACCCCGUGGAGUUUGAGCCGGAAGCGGGACACUUUGCCACGGACGCCACCAUGAUCACGGUCGGGGCGCGGGGCGACUCGUUCUACGAGUACUUGCUCAAGGUGUGGCUGUACAGUGGCAAGCGGCACGAGGACGCGUACCUUCGGAAGCUCUACGACGAUGCCGUCGACGGCAUGGAGAAGCACUUGCUCGUGUACUCGGAAAUGGACGACGUGUACUAUCUCCAAGAACUUCGCCUCCCCGACAUGGACGCGAAUCCCCAGCAAGAUCACUUGCUCUGCUUUGUCCCGGGCAUGCUAGCUCUCGGCACUGUGGAUGAGCAGAAUACGACCAAGGCGGCGCGGCACUUGGACUUGGCCAAGAAGCUCAUGCACACGUGCACGCAGUUCUACCUGCGUCAGCCGUCGGGCCUCGCGCCCGACUUGGUCGAGUUUCCUGGAUGGCACAUCCCGAACUCUAUGUACAAGCUCCGGCCGGAGACCGUCGAGAGCCUCAUGUACAUGUUCCGGAUCACACAGGAUCCGAUCUACCGAGAGUGGGGCUGGACCAUCUUUGAGUCGCUGGAACAGCAUGCCAAGACCAAAUACGGAUACGGCGCCGUCCGCAACCCCUCAGCCCCGAUCUCAACCCAAUUGAGAACGUUUGGGGCGUUUUGGCCCGUGCUGUGUACCGAAAUGGUCACCAAUACGACACCGUUGAAGACUUGA
This is a messenger RNA of Aphanomyces invadans, 1439 nucleotides long. RefSeq lists its product as hypothetical. Gene Ontology annotation, molecular function: calcium ion binding; mannosyl-oligosaccharide 1,2-alpha-mannosidase activity. Gene Ontology annotation, cellular component: endoplasmic reticulum; Golgi membrane. Lineage: Eukaryota; Oomycota; Saprolegniomycetes; Saprolegniales; Verrucalvaceae. Gene Ontology annotation, biological process: carbohydrate metabolic process; N-glycan processing. Bases 165 to 1439 code for a protein of 424 amino acids. The transcript is spliced from 6 exons. The record is from RefSeq and is a predicted model, not a curated record.